GUUUUUUAAUCAUUAUUAGUGCAUCAGGUGUGAUUGCUGGAUGCAGAACGACACAAAACGCCAGAACAAUAACUUCUUAAAAACAUUCUCAUAUAUAUCUGAUUUUGGUUUUAGUUUAACAUAAUUAGGAGCCAGUUGGUCUAAAACUCGAUCAAUAUGAACGACUUGCUUUCUCGAUCUUUCUCUGGCGGCCGUGUUGCUGAUAUCGAGAUGGGCAACGUGGCUUCAACAGGCGGUAAUAACCUCGAGAAAUUCUUUAAAGAUGUGGAUGAGAUCAAACAAGAGUUGAAAGGUCUAGACCACCUUCACAAUCAACUACAAGAUUCAAAUGAGCAAAGCAAAACCUUGUAUAAUGCAAGCUCGAUCAAGACACUGCGUACCAAAAUGGAUAAUGAUGUUGCUUUAUCUUUAAAAAAAGCGAAAAUCAUUAAAAACCGUCUAGAGGCAUUAGAUCGUUCUAAUGAAACGAAUCGCAACAUCCCUGGCUGUGGCCCGGGUAGCUCUACUGAUCGUACGCGUAUCUCUGUUGUUAACGGGCUACGUAAACAACUUCAGUUGUCAAUGAAGUCCUUCACUGAACUACGACAAAAGAUGGCGUCAGAGCAUCGUGAAACCAUUCAACGAAGGUACUACACCGUAACUGGGGAAAACGCAGACGAUGCUAAAGUAGACGACUUGAUCUCAACUGGACAAAGCGAGACAUUUUUACAAAAAGCAAUUCAACAACAAGGAAGAGGACAAGUGAUGGAAACAAUACUAGAAAUACAAGAGCGACACGAUGCAGUAACAGUCUUAGAGCGGAACUUAAAAGAACUGCAUCAAGUUUUUAUGGAUAUGGCGGUUUUGGUCGAGAAUCAAGGAGAACAGUUGGACGAUAUCGAGAGCCAUGUGAACAGAGCGAAUUCGUUCGUGAGAGGUGGUACACAACAGUUGCAAGUAGCAAGAAGGACUCAAUUGAACACUAGGAAAUGGACUUGUUAUGGUAUUCUUUUGUUGUUGAUUAUUAUUGGCAUUGUUGUUAUCUCAAUUAGGCCAUGGAAUUAGAGAGUUUUUUCAAAUGGGUCAUUAUGUUGGGCUUGUAUUUGACUAUUUGGUCUCUAAUGGGACUCUGUUUUGAGUGAUGUGUAAACCUUUUGUUUGAAAUUAUUUGUCAAUACAUUCUGUUUGAAGUUA
This is a messenger RNA of Erigeron canadensis, 1173 nucleotides long. RefSeq names its product syntaxin-121-like. Gene Ontology annotation, biological process: intracellular protein transport; vesicle fusion; exocytosis. The record is from RefSeq and is a predicted model, not a curated record. NCBI's taxonomy places the organism in Eukaryota, Viridiplantae, Streptophyta, Magnoliopsida, Asterales, Asteraceae. The transcript is spliced from 2 exons. Gene Ontology annotation, molecular function: SNARE binding; SNAP receptor activity. Bases 157 to 1044 code for a protein of 295 amino acids. Gene Ontology annotation, cellular component: SNARE complex; plasma membrane; endomembrane system.